Messenger RNA from Anopheles bellator, 1014 nucleotides. RefSeq lists its product as uncharacterized. The transcript has a single exon. Gene Ontology annotation, biological process: proteolysis. The record is from RefSeq and is a predicted model, not a curated record. Gene Ontology annotation, molecular function: aspartic-type endopeptidase activity; nucleic acid binding; zinc ion binding. Lineage: Eukaryota; Metazoa; Arthropoda; Insecta; Diptera; Culicidae.
AUGGGCGAGAUCGGGAAACGAGCAAACGUGGAUGAAGCAUCGAUUUGCGACUACGUCGCGAAAGGGAUCGACGACGAUCCGAGAAACAAAGUCUGCCUGAUUCAAUGUAAGACGUUGAAAGAGUUGAAAGUGCAGAUCAAGACGUACGAGAAGUUGAGGGAGCACAUUGGUUCGGGUAAGAGUUCCGACUAAACACCUCGAACUAAGAAGGAAGAAGUAAAGAAGGAAGAGAGUUCGGCGCAUCAUUUCGCUGACAAGUACAACGGCUGUUAUAACUGUGGCGGCAGAGGCCACAGAGCACGAGAAUGCACGAAAGCGAAGGUAGGACCGAAAUGUUUCCGGUGCAACGGUUUUGGGCACAUUGCCAAACAUUGCACGGAAUCAGCGAAGAACAACGAAAGAGCAAAGCAGGUAUGCGUGGUGACCAGCAUUCCCAAUGUUCCAGUGACGAUCGGUUCUACGAAAUACGACGCGGCGGUGGAUACCGGUAGCGAAAUAACGUUGCUAGGGGAGGAUGCAUACCAGGCAAUUCUGCGAAAGGAGCGUACUAUGGAGCAGCUCGGAAAAGGAUCGGUUGGCGGAGAAAACCGAGCUGAUCGAGUGUGUGGCCAAGAUACAAUCGCUCGAAGAAAAGCUAAAAGAGGGGCAACAGAAGCAACAGACACUGACCGAGCGGACCCGAUUGUUGACGGUCGAGAACGGGCGGUUGGGACGGGAACUGCACGAGGCGCAAGACGACCUGAACGAUGCGCAGGAAGCGAACGAACAGCUUGAGCAGAAGCUGGACAGUGUAACGAGGAACUUUAAUAUGCUGAAGGGUGCGUGCAACAUCACGGAGACUCAGUUGACCGAGCUGGAAGCGCUACGGGAGAAUGAAUCAAGGCGUGUCCGGGAAUGUGGUGAGCAGAUGGAGGGGCUACGCAAACGCAUCGCCGAGCGGGACGCAGAGCUGGACCGUGUUCGGCAGGAGCUGCAGGAGGAACGGUCCUGUAAAACUUUGAGCGAAUCGCGUAU